This is a messenger RNA of Suricata suricatta (meerkat), 354 nucleotides long. Its product is annotated as WAP four-disulfide core domain protein 5-like. NCBI's taxonomy places the organism in Eukaryota, Metazoa, Chordata, Mammalia, Carnivora, Herpestidae. Gene Ontology annotation, cellular component: extracellular region. The transcript has 4 exons. The record is from RefSeq and is a predicted model, not a curated record. Gene Ontology annotation, molecular function: peptidase inhibitor activity. Bases 83 to 301 code for a protein of 72 amino acids.
AUGUGAGGGUACAUUGACAGAGAAAUUUGGGGGCUGCCCCCCGGACGACGGGCCCUGCCUUCUUUCGGUGCCUGACCACUGCAUGGAUGACAGCCAGUGUCCUGCAAGGAUGAAAUGCUGCUACAAAACUUGCUUCCGCCAGUGUGUCCGUAAGAUCUCAGUCAAGCCCGGCAGCUGCCCCGAGGACCGUCUGCGCUGCCUCAGCCCCAUACAGCAUCUGUGCCACAAGGACUCCGACUGCAAGGGCUCGGCUCGGUGCUGUCCGGGCGCCUGCGGCCGGGACUGCCGCAGCCCUGCAUGAGGCUAAUUCUGGUUUUGGAUUGUCAAGGUGGGGUUCCUAGCAGGAAGAGCUGG